Messenger RNA from Spirodela intermedia, 1983 nucleotides. The record is from the annotation of a GenBank genome assembly. Lineage: Eukaryota; Viridiplantae; Streptophyta; Magnoliopsida; Alismatales; Araceae.
AUGACUAAAGAUGAAGACUUUAAGCUCCUCAAGAUCCAGGUCCCUCCAUCCCUCCCGUCUCCUCUCCCUCCCUCUCUCUAUCUCCCUCCCCCAUGAGCUCUCCUCUCUCCUCCCCCACCCCUCUCUCUUUCUCUCUCUCUAUCUCUCUCUCUCUCUCUCUCUCUCUCUCUCUCUCUCUCUCUCUCUGCGGCGCAAAUUGAGCCGCUCGUCUGUUGAUUUUCUUUCAGACCGUCGUCCUCCGAGUGCACAUACACUGUGACGGUUGCAAGCAGGAGGUGAAGAAACUGCUUCAGAAGAUCGAAGGUAGCCCCGAUCUCCCCCUUCUACCUCCCUCUCUCUCUAUCUCCCUCUCUGCAUGUUCGUUUCCCUCUCUCUCUUGAUGAAUGCCUUUUUAUUUUCCCCCUAUUUUCACUGAAUGGGUAGAGUUCAUCCCGUCAACCCGGUUUAAUAACGAUCCCCCGAAGCCCAUGAAUUGAGGGAGCGGCAUUUCUGUCGAUCGUUUGGGGGCUUUAAUGGUGAGCGGAAAGAUCCUAGUCUUCUCUCUUGGUGGGGAACCGGGGUCUCCUGUCUCUUUUCUGGUUACUUUUCCCCUCCUCUGGUUCACAUCUUCUGGAUGAGCACGGAUCUGCUGCUUUUGUUCGGUUUUUAUUUAUUUUUAAUUCUAAGUUACUGUAGAUGACGCCCUUCUGGAUAGAUCACGUUAGGGUUUUUCGUUUUCAUCGUCUUCCACCUUGAGCCCCUGAAAAUCUUCUGGGUUUCACGAGAUGGGAAAAGCUUGUCAAGCCCUGGCAGUGGUUUCUAUUUUCGGCUCUGCAUCGUGUGGAUUCACUGGUUCUCGGCCUGUCUUCGUCCUCUUCUUCCUCCCCAUUCUCAUGUGGUUCAGGAGUGUACACCGUCGCCAUAGACGCAGAGAACCAGAAGGUCACCGUCUCAGGGAAUGUGGACUCGGCGGCGCUGAUCAAGAGGCUGGUCAAGUCCGGCAAGCACGCGGAACUCUGGUCCCAGAAGCCCGCAGGGCAGAACAAGCCACCGGCGGCGCCACCGCAGCAUCAGCUGAGCAAGAAGAAGCAGCAGCAGCAGCAGCAGCAGCAGGCCGCCGCCGUGAAAAACACCAAGGACCAGCAGAAGCAGAACCUGAUCAAAGGGCUCCAGGCCUUCAAGAACCAGCACAAGAAGGCGGCACCGCCGUCCUUCAGCUCUGACGAGGACGGCUACGACGAGGAGGACGAGGACGACGACUUCGACGACGAGGACGACGACCUCGCCUUCCUCACCAACAAGAUCAACCAGAUCAAUCUCCUCAGCGAGGGGAACAACCAAAGUGCCCCCAAGAAGAACAACCCCCCUGCCAACCCCGCCGCCGUAGGCAAGAAGAAGGGCGGCGGCGGUGGCGGCGGCAACCCCGUCGCCGGCCACCAGCCAGUAAUGAAGCACCCCACCGGCGGGGGGGGCGGCAAGGUAGUUGGAUUCGGCAAGAUGAACCACCACAACCAAAGCAACCCGCCGGCGCCGGCGCCGGCGAUGGGCGGCGGCUUCGGGCUGCCCUUCUCGCAGCACCACCACCCGGGGGCGCCGCCCUUCGCGGGCAUGGGCGGACAUGGGCUGCCGUCGCCGAUGAUGAUGAACCUGCAGCAGGCGCAACAGCAGCAGGGGCACCUUGCCGCCGGCGGCAUGGGGGGCAUGAACAUGGGUCGGCACGGUGCGACGGGGAUGAUGAUGAUGGCGCCGGAGGGUGGCCGGUACGCCGCCGCGCAGGCGCAGGGGCAGCCGCAGAUGAUGUACCACCGGUCCCCGCUGGUUGCUCCCUCCUACACCGGCUUCUACGCCUCCUCCGCCUUCUGCCCGCCGCCGCCGACGCCGUCCCAUUACUACCCUCAUCAAUAUGCCUCCUCUUCGGCAGAGGGUGGCAGCAGCAGCGGCGCCGGCGACUAUGGCGCCCAUCUCUUCAGCGACGAGAACACCCACAGCUGCGCUGUCAUGUAA